ACCUAACCAUAAGCGGGAAGUAAGAGGAAGCCCCUAAAUGUUACUUUUUGUUUCCACAUUUUCUGGUUUUACCCACGCUGAAGAUCACAGGAAUGUUCACUGGCUUAUAGUUUCAUAUUCAUUUUUAAAACAUAUGCCGCUGUGUAAUGGAACAGUGACUGGCAUCAUGUGGAGGCUUUUCUUUCAUCUGUCUGCUGUAGCUCUGGGUCUCAUCUGGCAAAGCAAACACACAGUGGCCUCAGAUGGACUGUCCACACCCGACGAGGUAACUGCAGCACAUGGAGGAUCUGUGACGGUCGAGUGUCAUUAUGACCAACAGUUCAGAGAGAACACAAAGUACUGGUGCAAAGGACCAGUGUAUGUCUACUGUAAGAUCGUGGCGAAAACACCCAGGAACCGACCCAGUGACAGAUGCUUCAUUGCAGACGAUAAAGAGGCAGGAGUCUUCACUGUAACCAUGACUGGACUCCAAGACAGUGAUGACGAUUUGUACUGGUGUGUCAUUGCCAAGGGUGGAUUGAACAUCCACACUCCUGUCAGGCUCCUUGUUUCCCACACAGUGGUAACACCAACUGCGUUUCCUACAGUGGUAACACCAACUGCGUUUCCUACAGUGGUAACACCAACUCCCACAUGGACACUGGGACAUGAUGACAUAAGUUGGUGGGCGACUCUACGGUGGAUUCUCUUUGUCUGUAUGAUGUGCUGUUUGGUGUCAGUGCAUAUUGUUGUGUGGGGGAAUAGAAGGUGGAAGAAAAAUGGGAUCAAAUCAUGAAACAUGACUGUGUCAACAAGCAAAUAAUAAAACAAACAUUAAGAAUGUG
Messenger RNA from Solea senegalensis (Senegalese sole), 824 nucleotides. Its product is annotated as CMRF35-like molecule 7. The coding region runs from base 38 to 775 and encodes 245 amino acids. The transcript has 3 exons. The record is from RefSeq and is a predicted model, not a curated record. NCBI's taxonomy places the organism in Eukaryota, Metazoa, Chordata, Actinopteri, Pleuronectiformes, Soleidae.